GCGCUCCGCCCUUGGUUUUUUCUCCCUAGACGACUCGGGGCCUCUACUGCGUCUCUUUUUGUCUUUUCUUUCUGCCUAGACACAUAGAAUUGAGUCCCAGCAUGGCUGCCGACUCUUCAAAGGCCGGUGUCACCUCUGUCGAACAGACUCCGUGUGUCAUCCCAGACCUUUCCGUGAAGGACUUGCUUUCUGCAAUUCCCUCUCACUGCUAUAAGAGGUCUGCCCUACGCUCCUUGAGCUAUGUCGUCUACGACUUCGCCCUCCUCGCUGGCAUGUACAAAACUGCGACCUUCCUGGACGCGUCGAUCAGCCCCGAACAACUUUCCCUGCCCCACCCGUCCCUCUACACUCUGGCCCGCUUCGCGGUCUGGACGCUGUAUGGGUUUGCAGCUGGCUUGGUCAUGACUGGGCUUUGGGUCAUCGCUCAUGAGUGUGGACACCAAGCGUUCUCCGAGUCUAAGUUCCUUAAUAACUUGGUGGGAUGGAUCCUUCACUCUGCACUUGGAGUGCCUUACCACUCCUGGAGAAUCACGCACGCGAAGCAUCACGCUUCUACGGCUCACAUGACCGAGGACCAGGUUUUCGUCCCGAAGACUCGUUCCCAAUUAGGCCUACCUCCUUUCGACCCCACGAAGGAGGAUAUUUUGGGUGCCAGUAUCUCCAACGAAGUCAAGAAAGAACUGUGGGACGCCUUGGGCGAUUCGCCUAUGGGGGCAAGUUUCGGCGCAGCCACCUAUCUGCUGGUGGGAUGGCUGAUGUAUCUCAUCCGGAAUGCUUCUGGUCAGAAGCGUUACCCUGCGUUCACCAACCACUUCAACCCGAACGCUGUUAUGUUCAAGCCUCAUCAGCGGGGGCAGAUAGUCCUCUCUGACAUCGGUAUUGUCUUGUGGUUGGGUGGCGUUAUCUCGGCCAGCUCCUACUACGGUUUCGCGAACGUCUUACGCCUCUACCUGGUGCCCUACCUCUGGGUCAACCAUUGGCUUGUGCUGAUCACGUUCCUGCAACACACUGACCCUCUCCUUCCCCACUACCGUGCCGCCGAGUUCACCUUCCCUAGGGGUGCCCUUGCUACCCUCGAUCGCCAGUUGCUCGGAGAUUGCGGCAAGAUCAUGGGUUGGCUUGGUGCUCACCUCACUCAUGGUAUCUCGGAGACGCAUGUUCUUCACCACGUGUCCAGCAAGAUCCCCCAUUACAACGCAUGGGAAGCAACGUACGCACUCCGCAAGCGGCUGGACAGCGCCGGUAUCAAAUUGCAGGGACGCCCGGGUGGUUGGGCUGAAGUGUACCGCAUCUAUAAAGAGUGCAAGUUCGUCGAAGAUGAGGGCAAUAUCGUCUUCUACAAGAAUGCCCAUGGUCUCGCUGCCGCCCGCCCUAUGCACUCCGGAAUUUGCGAAAGCGACUCCGGCAUUGAGCUUGACAAGUGAGGAAUCAAAUGGCUAUCAUGAAUCGAUGCUUUCAUACCCUCCCAUUUGUCAUCUUCCUCGAGUUCGGCGCCGUACACUAGAAAGGCCGUGGUAGAUCGGAUUCGUUUGUAUUUACACGUUGUAGACUGCCCCCAUACACUCGCAUAAUUGGAAUUGCAUUGUUUUCUGC
Gloeophyllum trabeum ATCC 11539 is the source of this 1593-nucleotide messenger RNA. RefSeq names its product delta-12 fatty acid desaturase protein. Gene Ontology annotation, biological process: lipid metabolic process. The transcript has 8 exons. The coding region runs from base 102 to 1424 and encodes 440 amino acids. Gene Ontology annotation, molecular function: oxidoreductase activity. The record is from RefSeq and is a predicted model, not a curated record. Lineage: Eukaryota; Fungi; Basidiomycota; Agaricomycetes; Gloeophyllales; Gloeophyllaceae.